CUUAUUGAGUUAUUUAAAUUUAUCACAGAAGACUUAGAAAUGUACUUUCAACGAAAACUCCUUUCCUUGGCUUUUGGUAAACCACAAAAUCUACACCUUGCAUCACGUUGUUUUGGGAGAUCAGCUAGCUCUGUUAGUCAAAGCACAAUAACCAUAGAUGAAAAAAAUCCAAGCAAAUUCCAUGUGCCCAGCAGGGAGGACAACAACAUCAUAUACACUGUUGACUGUACAAUAGGAACCUGUACAUGCCCACAGGGAACAAGUGGAAAUGCCUGCCCCCACCAAGCAGCUGUGGCAUUGAAAUUUGGAAUAAGCAACAUAAACUUUGUUCCUCAAACAGCAAAGGAGAGAUUCAACCUUGCUAUUCUUGCUGUUGGGAAUAACAACAAUUUCAGUGUCACUCAGUUUGUAAGCCUUCACCAAAAAGAAAUUGAAAGCAGUCCUCACUUCUACAAAGACCAAGACAAGGAUCAUGAUGAACAGCAAGUAAUAUUACCUUCAAUGCCUGCUGACUCACAAGAAAGUAUUAGCACAGAAACCAAUGACAACUGCAUCAGUUCACAAACAGAUGCCAAUUUGCCAGAUGCUGAGUUAUCAGUUGACCAAAUAAUUAAGCUUCACCAACAAGUCUCCCAUGAUAUUGAGUACAAGCUUAGAACAAGCGAUACUAACUUCAGGCUCCGCUAUUAUAAAUACCUGACUUUGUAUAGGAGAAUCAUUUCAAAGUGUAGGGGACAAGCACAAGUUGCUUCACUUGCUACUGCCUAUGCACAGUUUGUAAAAGAUAGGGGUGGAAAUUAUUUGCCAGUCUUGCAUAACAGCUCCAGAAUUAAAGUACAACCAACAGCUAUUUCCAGAAGGAAAUCUGGCAUAAAAUCUACAAGUGCACAACCAAGUGGUCGUCGUCCCAUGUUAUCAAACAGUAACAAAGAUGCCAACAUGAAAGUUAGAAAAACAUUCAACAGUCAAAAAAGAAAGAGAAAUAUUGCCCAUAACAUCAAGAAAAACUUACCUAAUGCUGGUCCUAAAAGAUAG
This is a messenger RNA of Porites evermanni, 1035 nucleotides long. Lineage: Eukaryota; Metazoa; Cnidaria; Anthozoa; Scleractinia; Poritidae. The record is from the annotation of a GenBank genome assembly.